Molecule: messenger RNA, 1248 nt
Organism: Jaculus jaculus (lesser Egyptian jerboa)
Lineage: Eukaryota; Metazoa; Chordata; Mammalia; Rodentia; Dipodidae
Gene: Spr
Product: sepiapterin reductase
Exons: 3
Coding region: 1-789 (262 amino acids)
Biological process (GO): tetrahydrobiopterin biosynthetic process
Molecular function (GO): sepiapterin reductase (NADP+) activity
Source: RefSeq, a predicted model, not a curated record
AUGGAGGGCGGCGGUCUGGGCCGGGCCGUGUGCGUGCUGACAGGGGCUUCCCGGGGCUUCGGCCGCGCGCUGGCCCCGCGCCUGGCCCGACUGCUGUCGCCCGGCUCCGUGCUGCUCCUCAGCGCCCGCAGCGACGCGGCGCUGGCGCAGGUGGAGGCGGAGCUGGGCGCCGCGCAGGCCGGCCUGUGCGUGGUGCGGGUGCCCGCCGACCUGGGCUCGGAGGCGGGCGUGCAGCGGCUGCUCGGCGCCCUGCAUGGGCUCCCGCGGCCCGAGGGGCUGCAGCGCCUGCUGCUCGUCAACAACGCGGGCACUCUUGGGGAUGUUUCCAAAGGCUUCCUGAACCUGAAUGACCCAGCUGAAGUGAACAACUACUGGGCUGUGAAUUUGACCUCCAUGCUUUGCUUGACCUCGGGCACCCUGAAGGCCUUCCCUGCUAGCCCCGGCUUCAGCAGGACUGUGGUGAACAUUUCCUCGCUCUGUGCCUUGCAGCCCUUCAAGGGCUGGGCACUGUACUGUGCAGGGAAAGCUGCCCGGGACAUGAUGUUCCAGGUCCUGGCCGCCGAGGAACCCAGCGUGAGAGUGCUGAGCUAUGCACCAGGUCCCCUGGACACAGACAUGCAGCAGCUGGCCCGCGAGACCUCUGUGGACCCAGAGUUAAGGAGCAGACUGCAGCAGCUAAAGUCAAAGGGGGAGCUGGUGGAUUGUGGGGCUUCGGCCUUGAAACUGCUCAGCUUGUUGCAAGCGGACACAUUCCAGUCUGGAGCCCAUGUUGAUUUCUAUGAUGACUAAGCUCAGGUCCUUGGCAUCCUGGCCUUUCUUCCCACUUUUGGGCACACCCAGAAGGCCUGUGAUUGUCCAUGUUCCUCCCAACCCUAUCUAAUGCAGAUAAAUUCUCAGACACAGCUGGCUGGUGCUGUUGGUCCUCAGAAGGCUUCUGCAGAGGCCCAGUAGAGAAGGGAUGGGUAUUGGAGCUCUUGAUCCCCAGGAAUAGAAUUUUAGGGCUGGGAAGAGCAGGGAAAGAAGCUGAAAACUGAUGAGAGGAGGUUGAGUCUCUAGCCUGUGGUAGAGAGGCGGCUAGGAGGACCUGUGUUAACUGGCAGGUGGCCUGGCCUUGCUUAGGGCAGCAGGAUCUUCUGUUGCGCUGCCUUCCUUCUGCUGUCUUCUCCCUCCAUUAUUCUCCACCGCUCCCUUGGCUGUAGUACAAGUGCACAGUUAAGGCAGAUACAAAUAAAAUGUGGAUUGCUGUCA